Molecule: messenger RNA, 840 nt
Organism: Nerophis lumbriciformis (worm pipefish)
Lineage: Eukaryota; Metazoa; Chordata; Actinopteri; Syngnathiformes; Syngnathidae
Source: RefSeq, a predicted model, not a curated record
AUGGGACGAGCGGGCUUCAGCACCAAGGAGAGCGGACAGAUUCUUCUACUCGGUGCGUCGCUGCUGCUGCUGCUGUCGGUGUCGGUGGCCGAGCUGGAAGGGGAGAACCUGUCGGGUCUGUCGACCAAUCCCGACCGAGCCAUCUUCGCCGUGCGGGAGAACGCCACCACGUGUCUGAUGGUGGAGUUCGCCGUCAAACUGCUGGUGCCCUACGACGUGCUGGCGCUCAACCGCAUUGACCUGAUCACGGAGCAGGCAUCCUUCACACUCCCUCGCAGCGCUCACAUCGACGGCAAGUGCGGCAGCAGCGAGUCGGAGAUUCACAUCAGCUGGAAAAACGACGCCUACGUGCUGCGCAUUUACUUUUCCAAGGAGCUGCGUGCAAAAGGCGCGGAGGUGUGGAAGAUCAGCAAGGUCCAGUUCGUGUACGACACAUCUGAAAGUUCUCACUUUAUCAACGCCUACAACCCGGGCAAGCACACGGCGAGUACUCACCGCCUGUCGGCGCUGGUGACGCCGGCCGGCCGUUCGUUCGUGUGUACGGCCCAGCAGACGCUGACGCUCAUCAGUAGCGAUCACCAGAAGGGCGUCACCGUCAGCAUGUACGACAUCCAGAUUCAACCCUUCGACAUGACUGCCGAUUUUGUCUUCAGCGAGCCAUACAAGUGCAUCACGGACCAGCGCGAGCGACUCGAGGAGACGCUGCCGCUCAUCCUGGGCUUCAUCCUGGCGCUCAUCAUCGUCAUCACGCUGACCGUCUACCACUUCCACCUCAAGCUGAGCGCCAGCAACACGCCGCCGCAGAUGCCGCGCGAUCGCUCCAUGUACAAAAACAUGUAG